AUGGUUGAAAAGGGGGAAUCUUAUGAGCCAAAUCUCGGAUUGGUGAGGAGUGUUUCUUUCCGGGAAGAGGAAAAUUUUCAUAGGCAGGCCACUGGUUUUGGGGCCAGUGGGUCAAGGAAUACAAGCCCACUUGGUCGGAUGGGGUCAAGGAAUACAAGCCCUUCUAGGCAGAAGGGGAUUAAGACUAAACCACGGGGUUUAGAUGAAGAGACAUUGGCCACGUUUAGUAAAGCCAUACAGCCUGAUAUCCAGAUGGAAGAUAACAUAUGGGCCAUGCUGCCAGAAGAUUUAUUGAAUGAAAUCUUAGCUAGGAUUCCUCCUUUCAUGAUUUUCCGGCUCCGUUCUGUUUGUAAAAGGUGGAACUCAAUUUUGCAAGACAAUAGUUUUUUGAAGUUUCAUUCUCAAGUGCCCUCUCAUGGGCCUUGCCUUUUGACAUAUUGGAGAAACUCGCAAACCCCUCAGUGUUCAGUCUUUAGCAUGCCUUUAAAACAAUGGUUCAGGAUACCCUUUACGUUUUUACCACAGUGGGCAUUCUGGUUGGUUGGUUCUUCAGGGGGUCUCGUAUGUUUCUCAGGACUGGAUGGGCUGACAUUCAGAACUUUAGUUUGCAAUCCCCUAACACAAACUUGGAGGACUUUGCCAAGUAUGCAUUAUAAUCAUCAAAGACAAUUAAUUAUGGUUGUUGAUCGGAAGGAUCGGUCUUUUAAUGUUAUAGCCACCAGUGAUAUUUACGGUGAUAAUUCUUUGCCCACAGAAGUGUAUGAUUCAAAGCUUGAUAAGUGGUCACUUCACCAAACAAUGCCUGCUGUAAAUCUCUGCUCCUCAAAGAUGGCAUAUUGUGACUCAAGGUUGUAUCUGGAAACUCUUUCCCCGCUUGGUUUGAUGAUGUAUCGGCUGGAUACAGGACAAUGGGAACACAUACCAGCAAAAUUCCCACGGUCUUUGUUGGAUGGGUAUCUAGUAGCUGGCACUCAGAAACGUUUGUUUCUAGUUGGAAGAAUUGGCCUUUAUAGUACAAUUCAAAGCAUGAGGAUAUGGGAAUUGGAUCAUACAAAAUUUGUCUGGGUUGAGUUAAGUCGGAUGCCUCCGCGGUAUUUUCGAGCUCUUCUUAGAUUAUCUGCAGAAAGAUUCGAAUGCUUUGGACAGGAUAAUCUAAUAUGCUUCACAUCUUGGAACCAGGGGAAAGGUCUUCUAUAUGAUGUUGAUAAAAAACUGUGGUCUUGGAUUGCUGGUUGUGCUUUUCAAUCAUACAACAGCCAUGUUUGUUUCUAUGAGCCGAGAUUUGAUGCCAUGAUUUAA
This is a messenger RNA of Fraxinus pennsylvanica, 1299 nucleotides long. The record is from the annotation of a GenBank genome assembly. Lineage: Eukaryota; Viridiplantae; Streptophyta; Magnoliopsida; Lamiales; Oleaceae.